AUGGAGACUUGGCAAUAUCUGAUAAACAAGGUGCAAAAACAGGAACUAGAAUAUAUAGCUUUUACCUUUAAACAAAUAUGGCAGAGAAUAAAUAAAUGGGUGUUUGAGAAAGUAUUUAAAAGUCCUACAGAAGUGUGGACAGCAGCAAGGAUAGAAUGGAAUAAUUUCAUUGAGGCCAAGGAUGAUAUGGGAACCAGAUCUCUACUUAUUCAUCAACCUAUUAGAAGAGAUGUCGAGUGGCAACCUCCUGAUGAAGCCAGAUACAAAGUCAAUUGGGAUGUUGGUUUCAAAACCUCUACCUCAAAAAUGGGAGCAGGUAUAAUCAUAAGGAAUUUUGAGGGAGAAGUCAUAGUAGCCUUAAGCAUGCCUCGUGCUCCAGUGAGUGAUCCAAGUGUAGUAGAAGCUAAUGCCCUAUGGAGAGCUGUUGUUUUAUGUGAGGAAAUUGGAAUAACCAAUGCAGUGUUUGAAGGUGAUGCAAGGAACAUUAUCAGUGAAGUGCAACAAACUGACCAGAGCUUUGCUUGGUAUGGCCAAAUUAUUGAAGAUAUUAAGUUAAUAUACAAUACUAGGCAGAGAUGGACAAUACAAUAUGCUCCAAGAGAAUGUAACUUAGCUGCACAUAAACUGGCUCAAUUUGCUAUUCAAUGUGAUAAUGAGUUAGUUUGGUUAGAGGACAUUCCAGAGUGGAUGAAUGAAUGUAUCCAACUGGAGAAAAAUGUAAUUCUGAGAAUGAAUAUAUGA
This is a messenger RNA of Carya illinoinensis, 741 nucleotides long. RefSeq lists its product as uncharacterized. Gene Ontology annotation, molecular function: RNA-DNA hybrid ribonuclease activity; nucleic acid binding. The transcript has a single exon. NCBI's taxonomy places the organism in Eukaryota, Viridiplantae, Streptophyta, Magnoliopsida, Fagales, Juglandaceae. The coding region runs from base 1 to 741 and encodes 246 amino acids. The record is from RefSeq and is a predicted model, not a curated record.